AUGUUAAAAACGCUAGGUUUUGUUUCGGGGUUCUUUUUGGGGGGAGGGGGUGGAGGGGAAUCGUUACUGUCCGUCAAACAAGUUACUACAGCGACCUCUCGACCAGCCACCCGCUACCCCUUCGGGCUCGAAGGCAGGUUCGAAGCGAAGGCGGGUUCCGGAGGCCCCCGCACAGACCCUCGGGACUCGUCCUCACCCCCGCCAGGGAGCCGCGAGACCGAGGUGGCGGCGGAGAUCCAGGGCAGGAAAAGGCGGGGGAAAGGGGCGGGGAGCGCUCUCCUCGCUCGGCCCAGGGGGAGGAGUGGAGCACUCGGGCACCUGAGGCUCGACGGCGGGAGGCGGGGAGCUGUGUGCUGUGGCGAGAGGGAAGGGGAGGGCGGCGGCGGCGGCGGCGGCGGCGGCGCGGAGAGGAGGGAGGGAGAGAGGUUACCACGGGGUCUCCCAGCGCCGAGAGGACCCGCCCCCACGUUGCCAGGGUGUCUUCGUGGACUCGGACGAGGACACCUGAGGGACCGCUACGAGCCCGGAGCGGCAGCGCGGGAGCCACCGAGGCUGCUGCGCCCGUCCGGAGGGAGCAGGGUCCCCACCCCCGACUGCUGUCAGCUGCUGCCCGCGCCGCGCGCCGCGAAGACUUGGAGCGACCUCUCCACCGGGAUGCCCCGGCAGCUGCCGCCGCUUGGCGGAGGACGGGAGGGGGAACGUGUCCACGAGGAAUGGGGCCGGUUCCUUGCUUCGCAGCUGCCGCCCCGCCAGACCUCCCCCACGUUCUGAGGUUCUGAGGGAGGGAGGAUUCCUGAGGCAGCUGCUCCGAGCCGCGUGGAGGCGGGGCUCAUCUUGCCUGUAGCUCUCAGGGGUUUUUUUCCUCUCGUAAUUUUCCAAUGUGAAAGUUAGGUUCGCCUCAUUCUCAGAUUAGUUUAAGAGAUAAGUUACAUUAGGAGUGAAACCAGCGCAGGCCAUCGUGGUGCGGCCUCCCCUCCACCGCCACUAUCAACGGUAGUGUCUCCCUGAUGCCUUAGUGAAAAACAAAUACCGUUAAGGAACGUGGUUUUUCACCCUUAGGUACUCUUUGAAGUCGUAAGGCCUUAAAAAAUAAUAAUGUCUAAUAUACUUGCCGUUGCCUAAAAUGAAAGUGAGGCAAAAAACUGAGGUCAAAUUAAGUUAGGACGUACCAUGGAGGAGCCAGAAAAAUAUAUAUAUAUAUAUGUUGGUUUGAGUGGCGAAAUAAUUGCCUAGAGAAAGGGUUGUUUGAGAUGGGCUUGAAAAGGAAACUGAAUUUCAGCUGAGAUCUCAUGGGAAUUUGGAGGGGGGGAGGUAAACGAGAAAAGACACGGAGCAUUGGGGUAUCUUCUUCAGAAAAGCGCUUCACCUAUUAGAAACACUAAGAUGAAUUCACCUGCACCAAAUCGCAUAUCAUUGCAAAUGUUUGUUAAAUACCUGUUUUGCGCAAGUAGAUUUAAAUACUCCAAAGAUGAAGCAGACAUUUUUCUCAUCCGAAUUGGUGAUUCAUGUAUUACCGGGGUAAGAGGCAAGCCACAUCAAUGGCUUGGCUUUCUUUAAGUCCCUGAAAAACUAAACACCUCAGAUUUAUAUUUCAGAUUCUCUUUUAAGAUUUUAUUUAUUUGACAGAGAGGCACAAGCAGGGGGAGUGGCAGGCAGAGGGGGAGGAAGAAGCAGGCUCCCCACUGUGCAAGGAGUACCAGGCUUGAUCCCAGGACCCCAGGAUCAUGACCUGAGCCCAAGGCAGGUGCUUAACCUACUGAGCCACCCAGGUGCCCCUAUAUUUCAGAUUGUUAAAUGAAUAAGUCUGGAAUAAGAGGGAGUAGGGUGUGCCUGACGUAGAGGGACAACUUUCAAUAGACCUUUAACACAUCUGUAGGGAAGGAGACAGGGAGGCUCUUUUGAGGUAGAGAGGCAUUAAUAAAAGGCUAAUAAUAGCCUUUUUUAAUGCCUCCCCAGAUUUGUGCAGAUAGUCUUACCUUGAGUAUGUUAAUAUAUCUUGUAUAAUUGCUAGUAAAGUAUUUGCUAAAUAAAUGUCUGCCAUUGAGAAGGAGCAGAUGACAAUGAGCAUGUCCUAAACACAGUGUUGUCACAAUUAUUCAAUAUAAAUGAUGGGCUGGGGCAUCUGAGUGGCUCAGUUGGUUAAGCAUCUGCCUUCGACUCAAGUCAUGUUCCCAGGGUCCUGGGAUUGAGCCCCACAUUGGGCUCCCUGCUCAGCAGGGAGUCUGUUUCUCCCUCUCCCAUCCUCCCUGCUUAAUGCUUGCUCACUCUCUGUCAAAUAAAUAAAAGCUUAAAAAAUAAAUUUAGAUAAAUAAGUAAAUGACUAGGGCUAAGUUUUGUAUCUGUCAUGGAUUUGCCAGCUCUCUGUUAACACUACUGGUGAAACAAAAGAGGACAUAAGACAAUUACCCGAAUAUUCCCAAAAAAAAUUGUCAACUACUUUUUACAGUUUUUCAGAUUUAUACAACCUCUUGCUUUACUUUGCCCUGGUUACAGUAAAAUACGUGGCAAAAAUUGGGGAUUCAAAAGAAAGCACAUGGAAGGUAGAAGAGGGAACUUCAUUUCUAGCCACAGAAUACAAUAGCUGUGGAUUAUUGUUUAGGUCUAAAGAAUAGAAUCAGUGCUUCAGGGUGAACUAUCCAUCAGCUAUUAAGCUCCUUCGUGGCACAAUCUUGAACAUUGUAGGUACUCAGUAUAUAUCAUUUGGAUUGAGUUAAAACUCUUAAGAUACUUGCUUUAAUUUUUCUGACUUGGAAGCUCUUGCUUGAAUCUAUACAACUACUACCAGUUAGAGGGGGCAGGAUCUUGGCAUCAAUGGCUAUCUUAAUAUGGAAAGCAGUUUUACCAUUUGUUAAAAUUUGUUUAUAUUUUUGGUACUAUCAUGGAUGUUUUCUAGUCAAAAGCUUUCAUAGAAACUAUCAGCAGGUGAGUUUACAGUAUUGCAUUACUCGUAACCCUAUAUUACAUGCUCAAAUGCUACACAAAAAGGAAGAAAGGGGGGAAACGAUUACCUCCUAUAAAGCCAGGCUCAAGUUUUUUUAAUCACUAUCCUAGUUUGUAUUUCUCAGACAUUACCAUCUUGACAGAAUUAAGGAGUAAAAUUUUUCAUAAUUUUACUUGCCUUCAGCAUAUGUAAAAAUAAAAACCAUAGCAGGGGAAAGAAGAAGGGAGAAAAAAAAACAGUACAUGCAGAGCAGGAAGCCUGUGCAUAACUCAGAGGAACCCAAGCAAAGAGAAUGUAAUUUCAUAGUGAAAUCAAGAAGAUUAUUGAUCUAUAAACCCUUACCUAUAUACAAAGAAAAUUUUCUUUCUACCAGAAAAAAACACCCAACCUACCCAAUUGUAACUUAUUGGCAUUUUGCUUGAGUAUACAUGAGAUAAUUUAGGGGAAAGGUACCACCCACAUGAUUUGCUAUGAGCCUGGAUGUGUAUUUCUGGAUUUGGAGUUUUCUUCAAAUUGUUGCUCCUUAUAGCUUAUGGUAGUAUGGGCUGGAAAUAGAUGGUCCUGGCUUGCAGCACCCUUCUUGUGAGACAAUGAUACAUUCAUUAAAUCUUACUAAUGUUAGGUAAAACUUUUAUGUCAGUAGUCUUUAUUAACAAUAUAUUUACUGGGCAUUGGGCUCUGGGAACAAUUAAAAUUUAAAAGGAAAAUACAUUUUCCUUUAAAAUGUGUCACCCACUCUAAUAGAAACUCAAAAGUUUAAAAGUUUAUAUGUUUAAUAUCUAGAAAUUCAAAAUGACCCACAUCAACUUAUUACAUUUAGAGAAUUUUUAAAUUAUUUUUUCCCUUGUGUAUGUCACACAAGAGGUAGAGGCUUUGUAAAGGGCAACUCUACUUUCAGCAAGUGUGCUAACCAAGAUCUACUUUUAUGUCAUGAGAGUGAGCCAUCUUGGAUAUUCCAGCCAGGUUGAAUCCUCAGAUGACUGCAGCACUGCCAACAGCACAUGGUAUAAAACAGCACAGCUGGAUCCAGUUAACCCACACAGAAAUUAUUAAAAAUAAUAAGUACUUGUCAAUUUAA
Messenger RNA from Canis lupus familiaris (dog), 4019 nucleotides. RefSeq names its product voltage-dependent calcium channel gamma-8 subunit-like. Bases 1 to 771 code for a protein of 256 amino acids. Lineage: Eukaryota; Metazoa; Chordata; Mammalia; Carnivora; Canidae. The record is from RefSeq and is a predicted model, not a curated record. The transcript has 3 exons.